AUCCCCGAGGUUACAUCGACCAAACCCCCCCUCCUCUUCUCCUCGCGUCGACGCGUCCAGCCUCCCGAGAGAGAGAGAGAGAGAGAGAGAGCUGCCCGAGGAGGAGGGGGAGCGGGGAAGGGAGGCAACCGUAGCGGGGGCGUCCCGACUCGGAUCUAGAGGGGGCGCAGAUCCGGUUGGGCCAGGCGAAUGGCGUCGUCACCGGAAACGGAGGCAGCCGCGGCGGCGGCGGUGGAAGAGGAGGAGAAGGGGAAGGGGAAGAAGGAGGAGGGGAGGAGGGGCGGCGGCGGGGUGCUGGGGAGGAUGUGGCGCGCGCUGUUCGGGGGGCGCGAGGACUACGAGAAGCGGCUGCAGUACCUGUCCAAGGAGGAGGCCGCCGUGCACGCGCGGAUGCGCCGCCGGACGCAGUUCUCUCGCCGCGCCGUCCGCAACCUCAUCGUCCUCUCCGUCCUCACCGAGGUAGCAGCUAUUGUUUAUGCCAUUAUGACUACAAGAAAUGAGGAUAUAACAUGGCAAAUGAGGGCGAUCCGAGUGCUACCGAUGUUUCUCUUGCCUGCCGUAUCUUCUGUGAUAUAUUCAACAGUUGUAAAAUUUACAAGGAUGCUUGAGCGGAAAGACCAGAAGACACUUGAAAAGCUCAGAGCUGAGAGGAAGGCUAAGAUUGAUGAGCUAAAAGAGAGAACUAAUUAUUACCUCACUCAGCAGCUUAUUCAGAAAUAUGACCUAGAUCCAGCUGCAAAAGCUGCGGCAGCGUCAGUAUUGGCAUCUAAACUCGGAGAGGAAACUGGCUUGAAAGUACAUGUUGGCGAAGAACCAAAACUGGAUGCAGCAGUUGCUAGGAGGAAUGAUGCAGAGAUACUACCAUCAGAAGGGCUAAGAAACAGGAAGCAAUCCAAUGCAAGAGGUAGCCGAACUGGAAGCACCACAGCUGCUCAAACUUCAGCUCAGGGAGCAGAAUCCAGUCUAACAAGUAGCUCUGGCCUGGAAAACGUACAGGCUCCAAUGGUGGUAGAACAUUUUCAAGGCUCAGGGCCAAGUGAUGGUGGAUGGAUAGCAAAAAUCGCUGCCUUGCUCGUUGGGGAGGAUCCAUCACAGUCAUACGCUUUGAUUUGUGGAAAUUGUCAUAUGCAUAAUGGCUUGGCCAGAAAAGAAGAUUACCCACACAUUACCUACUAUUGCCCCCAUUGUCAUGCGCUGAACACAUCAAAGCAAUCCACAGGGCAAUAUUCUGGCUCUAACUCAGGCCGGUCCACACCAGUUGCUCCUGCUGAUGGAAUAUCUGCUAGCAGUUCAGUACUUGAGAGUGAAGUGAGUAACAUGACUACAAUUCAGGAGCUGAAAAAUGAAGAAAACACAGAGAAGCAAGUAGUGCAAGCAAGUUGAUCGGUGAUAAACUUACACUGCUUAUCUGUGUGAAAAUUAGCCCGUCUGUUUGGUGUAUAUUGCCGUAUUUCAACUGGUUUGAACCACAGAUGUAGCACUGCUGUAAAUUGGUAAUAUUGGCUGAUAUGAUCCACCCACAGCGGCCCAGUACAAAAUUUUGAGUCACCAUCUUUGCAUCCUUGGAUGUAUGAAUUUUGUUGUCAAUAGGGCGGAAACUGGCGAUACGAGGAAUUUUGUUGUCUGACAAUAUGAGAUUGAAAAGCUAUCGGAUGGAAUCAAGGAGUUCAACUGG
Messenger RNA from Oryza brachyantha (malo sina), 1675 nucleotides. RefSeq lists its product as uncharacterized. Gene Ontology annotation, cellular component: endoplasmic reticulum tubular network. The record is from RefSeq and is a predicted model, not a curated record. Gene Ontology annotation, biological process: endoplasmic reticulum tubular network organization. Lineage: Eukaryota; Viridiplantae; Streptophyta; Magnoliopsida; Poales; Poaceae. Bases 190 to 1383 code for a protein of 397 amino acids. The transcript has 5 exons.